CUCUUUGCAUUAGCCGAGCGCUUAAGCUCCUCAGCUAAUAGCUAGCCAACAGCAAGAAACACAUCAGAGACGAGACGCGAGUGGUGAACUUUCGCCAAACAAACAAGCGAUAAGCCGGCUAAAAUGGCUUCUUUAGGAGAGCCUGUGCGUCUGGAAAGAGACAUAUCUCGUGCCAUUGAGCUGCUGGAUAAACUCCAGAGAACAGGCGAAGUGCCUCCCCAGAAGCUGCAGGCACUCCAGAGGGUUUUACAGAGUGAAUUCUGCAACGCCGUGCGGGAGGUGUAUGAGCAUGUGUAUGAAACGGUGGACAUAAAUAGCAGCCCGGAGGUGAGGGCCAAUGCAACAGCAAAGGCUACAGUGGCUGCAUUUGCAGCUAGCGAGGGUCACUCUCACCCCCGUGUGGUGGAGCUCCCCAAAACAGAGGAGGGGCUGGGGUUCAACAUCAUGGGUGGAAAGGAACAAAACUCGCCCAUCUACAUCUCGCGUAUCAUUCCUGGAGGCAUCGCUGAUCGACAUGGUGGUCUGAAAAGAGGAGAUCAGCUGCUUUCUGUUAAUGGAGUGAGCGUAGAAGGAGAGCACCACGAGAAGGCCGUGGAGCUGUUGAAGGCCGCUCAGGGUACAGUAAAGCUGGUGGUACGGUACACCCCUAAGGUUUUGGAAGAGAUGGAGUCCCGCUUCGAGAAGUUGAGGUCUGCCAAACGCCGGCAACAGAACAACUUCCCCCAGUAGGAUGCCUGCCCUGUGCCCCCCCCUCCCUCUUUGUCUUUAAUUCUUCUGCCAUCUGUCUUCCUCGUUCACACUUUCUCAUCCCUUUUCUCCAGCCAGGGAUUAGCCACAUGUUUGGCACUUCUUUUUGUGAAAUUUUCUAAAUCCUGUCCUUUCACACACUUCUUUCUCAUAGCAUGAACACUACCUUGGCUCUUGAUGAUGUCACUCGCAUCACAAAUGCCCUAUCGGUGCAGUAUUAAGAAUGUACUGUCAUUUUGGGGUGUCGAUUGGUUAGAUAUGCAAGGGGACCAUUGCAAUGUACAACUCCUGAGGCGAAUUGAAUGAAAACGUCAAAGUGCCUCGAAAAGAUGGCUCGGUAUGUUGCCAUCGUAGGCUGUUUCAUGGUCCAAACUCACGAGUGAACACUACUACGUCUUAGUAAAAAUGUUCUUAACAGAAUAAUCUCAAAGGAAGCAUGUAUUUUUGUAAUAAUCGGUGGUUAAUUGUGUUUAUCAUGCUUGCUUUUUUAAGUGUCUGCUUGUGGAUAGAGAUUUAAAAAUCUAAUAUUGGGUUGCUUAAAGGACAAGUUCGGUAUUUCACACUUAAAGCCCUGUUUUCAGAUUGUUUA
Molecule: messenger RNA, 1336 nt
Organism: Misgurnus anguillicaudatus (oriental weatherfish)
Lineage: Eukaryota; Metazoa; Chordata; Actinopteri; Cypriniformes; Cobitidae
Gene: lin7c
Product: lin-7 homolog C (C. elegans)
Molecular function (GO): protein binding
Source: RefSeq, a predicted model, not a curated record